Toxoplasma gondii ME49 is the source of this 669-nucleotide messenger RNA. RefSeq lists its product as hypothetical. The transcript has 2 exons. Gene Ontology annotation, molecular function: protein binding. NCBI's taxonomy places the organism in Eukaryota, Apicomplexa, Conoidasida, Eucoccidiorida, Sarcocystidae. The record is from RefSeq and is a predicted model, not a curated record. Bases 1 to 669 code for a protein of 222 amino acids.
AUGAGGCUGUGUAUUGUCAAUCCAGAGGACAGCGCGGGAGAAGCCGAGGACCGAGGGCAGUAUAUCGAGGCGCACGGUGACUGGACGUUCAGCAUGCUUCUCCGCUACCUCUGGGAAAAUGGAAUUUUUUCUUUGCCGGGAAAAAGACAGUCGGGAUCCCAGAACGGCCUCGCGGACGGGCUCCCCAGUGUGAUGCUGACCAGCAACGGGGUGCUUUUCGACAUGGAAAAGAAAAUUGACGAUUACGUGCUUCAGCCAGAAACAAAGGUGUACAUCAGCACCGCAACCUACGGCAUGCCCACAAGGCUCUUCGUCGUUCUAGCCGAAACUGGAGAAACUCACGGGUUUGAGGUAUUUGCGGCGGAUCGCGUGCAAGUGUUGAUGAGACUCAUCAGGACCCGACUAGGUGUCGAGGAAGAUGACAUGAUUCUCGUCCACAGAGGCAGUCGCCUAGACCCCGAAAAGAGCCUCGAAGACCAGUGCGUCGGCAGAGAUGCUCUCGUGUAUCUUCUUCGGAUUUCGGAAGCGCCUCCACUCCCACCUCUCCCCCUACCGCCCACGCCUGCUGCGCUCCCGGUAAAGGGGAAGACCCCGACAUCUCCUCGAGGGAAAGACGCGAGAGAUGCAAAGAAGAGGCCCGAGACGAAAAAAGGAAAGAAGAGCAAGUAG